Knipowitschia caucasica is the source of this 2205-nucleotide messenger RNA. The record is from the annotation of a GenBank genome assembly. Lineage: Eukaryota; Metazoa; Chordata; Actinopteri; Gobiiformes; Gobiidae.
AUGGAGCACCAAUCCCUGGGGCAGCUCAAAGACUUCAAGAAAGACGACUUUGAGGCCGACUGGAUUAAAGUGUCAGAAUGCAGAUUUGGCCAAGUGUAUCAAGCCAAGCUGAAGAUGUGGCGGGAAAAGUGUGCUGUGAAGACCAUUGACCUCGAGUCUUGGAGGCAGAAAAUCGAUGACGUGUCAGCCAUUGCAAAAGUGAAAUUCAAAUACCUGGUGUCGGUGUAUGGGGUGUGCAGCGAGGCGACUGGCAUGGUGAUGGAGUACAUGAGUAAUGGCUCGCUCAACAAUCUGCUGGCCAGCCACACUCUGACGUGGCCAAAGAAGUUCCAGAUGAUUCACGAGACGUCCAUGGGCAUGAAUUUCCUCCACAGCGCCAAACCGCCAUUACUCCACCUCAACCUUAAGACGUCAAACCUUCUGCUUGACGAUCAUCUCCAUGUCAAGAUCUCAGAUUUCAGUCUAAUCCGCUGGGAGACGAGCGCGGGGAAGAAGUCGUUUAUGGAGCACCUGACAGCCAGAGGGAACAUAAGUUACAUGCCUCCUGAGUCAUUCACGUCAACUCCAGAGCCUCCUGGAACUACCUUCGAUGUGUACAGCUUUGGAGUGGUGAUUUGGGAAAUACUGACUCAGCAAAAACCCUAUGCAGGCAACAGCGUGCCCAUGGUGCUGGUGCAGGUGGCGCAGGGGAAGAGGCCCAGUCUGGAGAUUCUCCCAGAAAACAAACCACAGGAGUGUGAGCACAUCGUCAGCAUCAUGAAGCUGUGUUGGGACCAUGACCAAAGCAAAAGACCUCCUUUUUCAGACCUUGUAGUAAAAACUGAGGCCCUCAAAGAAGUCCUGAUGAUCCGUGGUCCAGUGAACACCGGGGGAGUGAAUCCUUGGAUGGUUCCACCUACUCCUGUGAUUAAGAUGCCUGACCUCCCCUUAGAUAAUCGUUAUGGCAAGGAGAAUAUUGUUUCCCUUCUCUUCAAAAAAGAGUUUGGAACUUUCAGAAAAUCAGUGAGGAAAGAAGAUUUGCGUCGCGUGUUUUCAGAGAAGAAAAGCUUGAUGCACUACACUGUGGCCAGCGGAGACGCAGAGAGCGUCAACCACGUGCUGAGUCUUGGCGCUGAGGUCAAUUGUGAAACUUCCAAAGGCAACACUCCACUGAGCAUCGCUGUUAUUAAGAGGUUUCAUGACAUUGUUUCUUUGUUACUGGACCAUGGCGCUGUCCCCACAGCUGCAGAUGAGGACCAGUGGACUGCUCUCCAUUUUGCUGCUCAGAAUGGAGACGACAGGUCUGUGCGCCUCCUUCUGGACAAAGGGGCGGAGCCCAGUGCCAGAGAGACAGCUGGCUGGACCCCUCUACACUUGGCCUGUCAGAACGGACAUGAGGAGGUAGUGCGUCUGCUGCUGUCACGUCUUUCAGAUGAUUCAGUGGGGGAUCCAGAGGGGCGAGGGCGGACUCCUCUCCACCUGGCUUCCAUCUAUGGACAUCUGAACAUCAUCAAGCUGCUACUCACCAAGGAAGCAGACCCUAAUGCAACUGACAGUUCGCUCUCCACUGCCUUGCACUUGGCGGCGGAGGCGGGACACAAUCGCGUUGUACGGCACCUGGUGAAGUGCAAGGCCACAAUCGACUGUGUGGACAGCAGGGGCUACACCCCACUUCACCUGGCUGCCCUGAAGGGAUACACUGGUAUCUGCAGACAGCUACUUUCAAACCAGGCCUGUCCCAACGCCAGGACACUGAAGGGCUGGACCCCGCUACACCUGGCUGCACUCAAGGGACGCGAGGCCACAGUGGCUGAGCUCGGGAGUCAUGGAGCGACCGUGGACGUGCGAGGGGAGAAGGGAUGGACACCUCUACAUCUUGCCUGUCAUCAGAGUGAUCCUCUGGUGGUCACUAAGCUUCUGGCAGCUGGAGCUGACCCCAAUGUGGCCGAGGAGAGUGAGGGCUGGACCCCCCUCCAUGUAGCCUGCACCAGUGUGAGUUUCCCUUGUGUCCUUCACCUGAUUUCACAUGAUGCAGAUGUGAAUAUGCUGAGCCAUGGGAGGGUUUCGCCUUUACAUUUGGCAGCUAAGCAUGGAUGUGUGUCUAUAGUCAAGGCGCUGCUGCUGAACGGGGCCGACACUUCUGCGCUGGACUCUUCAGGGGCCUCUGCAUUAAGUGUGGCACAAAGCAACCAGAAGUGGGAAAUAGUGCAACUGCUGGAGAAGUGA